AUGGGAGACUCGGCUAAUGGGAAAAAUUUGUUCGUAAAAAUGUGCGCAAUGUGUCAUACAAUUACCAAAGAUGGUAGUCACAAAGUAGGCCCGAAUCUGUAUGGAAUUGUUGGAAAAACCUGUGGUACUACUCCCGGUUUCAAGUACACCGAUUCUAUGAAAUCCAAAGGCAUUACAUGGGACGAGCACACAUUAGACGAAUAUUUGGAAUACCCUAUGAAGUAUAUACCAGGUACAAGAAUGGUGUUCAAUGGCAUUAAGAAACCCGAAGCCCGGAAAGAUAUAAUAGCUUACUUAUCAACAUUAAAAUAA
Dufourea novaeangliae is the source of this 312-nucleotide messenger RNA. RefSeq names its product cytochrome c iso-1/iso-2-like. The transcript has 2 exons. The record is from RefSeq and is a predicted model, not a curated record. Gene Ontology annotation, molecular function: heme binding; electron transfer activity. NCBI's taxonomy places the organism in Eukaryota, Metazoa, Arthropoda, Insecta, Hymenoptera, Halictidae. The coding region runs from base 1 to 312 and encodes 103 amino acids.